AACCAAACAAGCACCCUAAGCGCGCACGCUCCCCAAAGCAUCCAUCCAUAAACUCUUUUUCUUUUCCUCGAGUCUUUACUCACUCGUUCACUCUCUUAGGACUUUGCCGCAUUCCCAUCCAUUAAGAAAGCCGCGUCGAAGAUCCGAAUCCGAUUAUGGUUUCCCGAUUCUAACUCUCCCUCAACCCAACGCUCCAAACACUCCCCUCUACUAGGGUUUCUGCUCUUCCGGCGGCGGCGACCCAGCUAUCAGUCACCAUGAACAUCUUCAGGAAGAAAACAUCUCCCAAAGAAGCUCUUAGGAGCAGCAAGAGAGACAUGGCGGUUGCCACCAGAGGUAUUGAAAGGGAAAUUGCUUCUCUUCAGAUGGAGGAAAAGAAAUUGGUGGCGGAGAUCAAGAAAGAAGCCAAAACUGGGAACGAGGCAAGUUUGUGUUCAUGCUGUUUUCCAGCUGCUACCCGAAUCCUAGCCCGACAAUUGGUCAGGCUUCGGCAGCAGAUCACGAAUUUGCAAGGAAGCCGUGCCCAAAUCAGAGGUGUCGCUACGCAUACACAGGCUCUCUAUGCCAGCACUUCGAUUUCUACUGGGAUGAAAGGUGCAACUAAAGCCAUGGUAGCUAUGAACAAGCAAAUGGCGCCUGCAAAACAAAUUAAAGUGAUCAGAGAAUUCCAGAAGCAGUCAUCACAACUGGAUAUGACGAUCGAAAUGAUGUCAGAAUCUAUUGAUGAAACAUUGGACAAAGAUGAAGCGGAAGAGGAGACAGAGGAGCUUACUAACCAGGUUCUUGAUGAGAUAGGUGUUGAUAUUGCAUCUCAGUUGUCUUCAGCUCCCAAAGGACGUAUUGCAUCAAAGAACGCACCUGCAGCUGCUGCUAGCACCGAGUCUGCUGAUGUUGAGGAACUCGAGAAAAGGUUGGCCUCUCUGCGACGCAUUUGAAUCCCUCAAUCCGGGAUGAAACUUCAUGAAGGGGUGAGGGAGACCUUGUUAGAACCAAGUGAGAUAGUGUUUGUAAAUUUUCCAUUAACGAAUUAAUAGUAAGUACCAGACAGUGGAAUGUUUCCUAUGGGAAUGUUGAAGUGACAUUGUUAUUACAUAUAUAUAUAUAGUUUAUAUUACGUUCAUG
Linum tenue is the source of this 1122-nucleotide messenger RNA. Lineage: Eukaryota; Viridiplantae; Streptophyta; Magnoliopsida; Malpighiales; Linaceae. The record is from the annotation of a GenBank genome assembly.